CGUCCUUGGGCCCAUCUACCCCAAGUCGUGGUCAUACAUUCAGACGAUCAGAGGCAUCGCACCGAGUGCCGAAUCACUGCUGCACGGCCAUCCUCCACAUACAGUCUUCCAUCUCACCGGACCAUACGUUUACCAUAAUGUCCAACUACACCAACGGCGGCUCCGUUUACGCGCACAUGCCCGCAUCACCCACAUCACCCAAUGCCUUCGCGGGCUUUCAACAAUCGCCGCGAGACGCCCAUGCGAUGUACACGUCCAUGGGCGCCGUUUUCGCCUCCUCUGGCGGAAACCAGUCUUCAAGGAGCAAGAACUCCUCCGCGGGAGGUGUGCUGAAGAAGUUGGCGUCGAGGAAGUGAUAACGCGACCUGCCGCGAUGAAUGGAGUUCGAGGGAAAGCUGGUGGUCCAUGGGCGGAAAGAGAAGAGGGCCCAACCAUUGCGUUGCUGGACACGCACCGAUCCAUCCGCAUCUGCAUCCUUAUUCUUCGCAUAUGUGCCAUCGCCAUAGCGAGACCACUGUAUCAAC
Punctularia strigosozonata HHB-11173 SS5 is the source of this 524-nucleotide messenger RNA. RefSeq lists its product as uncharacterized. Bases 138 to 356 code for a protein of 72 amino acids. The transcript has a single exon. NCBI's taxonomy places the organism in Eukaryota, Fungi, Basidiomycota, Agaricomycetes, Corticiales, Punctulariaceae. The record is from RefSeq and is a predicted model, not a curated record.